This is a messenger RNA of Yarrowia lipolytica CLIB122, 726 nucleotides long. RefSeq lists its product as uncharacterized. The record is from RefSeq and is a predicted model, not a curated record. Lineage: Eukaryota; Fungi; Ascomycota; Dipodascomycetes; Dipodascales.
AUGGUUUCCUUGCGUCACUGCAAACAGCUGCGCUGCCUUGACUUGUCUCUGGUCAGCGAGGUUGUUGAUCUGCGGCUGUUGUUUCUAGCACUUCGACAAUCUCCUGAGCUCGAACAACUCUUUUUUCCUCGAUCGUCUUUAUUCUGCGAGCAGUACGAUAAUGUCUGGCCCCCAAAACUUUGGAGACUAGGACUUUCUGGAGGAAUCUCAGACGACUUCAUCCGAGAAACCCGAUUCGCUGAUACCAUCACACAUUUGUCGUUGCGACAUUGCCCCUUCAUCACUGUCAACUCAUUUCACUUUUUGUGCCAAUAUCUCGGCCCGAACCUGAAAUAUCUUGAGGUUGUUUACCCCAUGCCCGGCCUGCGACCAGAUGCGCUGGAUCAAGUUUUGCGACACUGUCCCAACCUUCGACAUCUUUCGGUGUCGGUAGACUAUCUCACAAAGCACAUAUUUGAUGACGGCAUGUUCAAAAGGGCCGAUGGCCAUUUCCAAAGCCAUCCUCUGGAGAUUCUGGACAUCGACUCGAGUGGCGGUUUAGGACAGGCUCAUAAACUGAGAGCAGAUGACAUUACUCUGGCCAUUUUGGAAGACAAGAUUCCCAAAUUGAGAGUGGUCAGAGUCUCCUCCAAGAUGAGCUGGGAUGCUAAGGAUGAGGCUGUUUCUGAGCUGGCCAGUAUUCUGGACGACACAGACGCAAAUGGUGGAGGCAUGUGGAUCAUCUAA